GGUUGCCUGGCAAGUGCCCACAUGCCGCCCUGUUGCCUGUUCCUGACCAAACCCCUGGAGCUGUGCGGUGGUAUGACUCCGUAAGCAUUCAGCCGUGUGCGUUUCCUUGAAAACGGUAUAGUCUAUUUUAAAGUAGUGAGCCGAAUCGGUUCCGGCUCUAGUUGACACUGCGGCAACAGUAGGUAGUAGGGGCUUCAUGGAGAAAGACUUACCGAUGCCAUCUGGUGAUGGAGGGAGUGCUGGUACCGAUUCAGAGGCUGCGGACUCGGCCCCGCCAGAGGAAAUGCAGCCCAGUCGUCCGGGAGAGCAUGCUGUCUCGGUUCUUUGGUCUUUCGGAAAGUGCCUGGGUGCGUUAUUGCCCGUGUACCUUGCGGGUUACUUCGGAUUCAGUAUUAGUAUAGUCUUGUUCGGUCUUGUCAUCUACAUGGGAUGGAAGCACGGCAGAGAUGGAAAACACUCUCGAUUGCAAUCCGCCAUGUAUCUGCUGGAAAACGAGCAAGACUUCACCACCACACGGGUUUUUAGGAGUAAACGCGAUUUGCCGUCAUGGGUUAAUUUCCCUGAUGUGGAGAAGGUUGAAUGGGUCAACAAGAUUAUCCAGCAGGCCUGGCCUUUCAUUGGGCAGUAUCUGGAGAAGCUGCUGGUGGAGACCAUCGCCCCCUCCAUCAGAGCCUCCAGCGCCUGCCUGCAGACCCUCAGCUUCACCAAGAUUGAUUUCGGAGACAAGGCCAUGAAAGUGGUGGGUGUGAAGGCCCACACAGAACAUGGCAAACGGCAGGUGAUGCUGGACCUCUACAUCAGCUUUGCCGGAGAUGUGGAGAUCAACGUGGAGGUGAAGAAGUACUUUUGCAAAGCAGGAGUCAAGGGCAUACAGCUCCAUGGCAAGCUGAGGGUGAUCCUAGAGCCUCUGAUUGGGGAUGUUCCUCUAGUAGGCGCCAUCACCAUGUUCUUUAUCCGGAGGCCUAAGCUUGAUAUCAACUGGACUGGGCUAACCAAUCUGCUGGACAUCCCUGGGCUGAAUGCUAUGUCGGAUACUAUGAUAAUGGAUACUAUCGCCUCCUUCCUGGUCCUACCGAAUCGCCUCACUGUCCCCCUGGUGGCCGACCUGCACGUUGCGCAGCUCCGCUCCCCUCUCCCACGGGGGAUUGUGCGCAUCCAUCUCCUGGAGGCUGAGAACCUGGCCGCUAAGGACAACUACAUCAAGGGCGUGCUGGCGGGGAAGUCGGACCCCUACGCUGUGCUCAGGGUGGGCACCCAGACCUUCACCUCCCAUUAUGUGGACAACAACCUCAACCCCCAGUGGCGCGAGAUGUAUGAGGUCAUUGUCCAUGAAGUGCCUGGACAGGAGUUGGAGGUGGAGGUGUUUGACAAAGACCCUGACCAGGAUGACUUCCUGGGGAGGGUCAAGCUGGAUUUGGACAUAGUAAGGAAAGCAAGACUUUUGGAUGAGUGGUUCACUCUGAAGGACGCUCCCUCAGGGCAGGUCCACCUACGUUUGGAGUGGCUCUCUCUGCUGCCCUCUGCUGAGCGCCUGAGUGAGGUGCUGAGGAGGAACCAAAACCUCACCAUAUCCAGCAAGACGGCAGAGCCCCCCUCUGCAGCUAUUCUGGUGGUGUAUCUGGACCGGGCCCAGGACCUACCGAUGAAGAAAGGCAGUAAGGAGCCCAGCCCCAUUGUGCAGCUGUCUGUGCAGGACACCACUCGAGAGAGCCGGACUAUGUACGGCACCACCAGCCCUGUAUGGGAGGAGGCCUUCACCCUCUUCAUCCAGGACCCUCUCAGACAGGACAUGGACAUUCAGGUGAAGGACGACGACCGGUCCGUGUCCCUGGGCAGCGUGACCAUUCCUCUGGCCCGGCUGCUGGUCACCCCAGAGCUCACCAUGGACCAGUGGUUCCAGCUGGAGAACUCAGGCCAAGCCAGCCGGCUCUACCUCAAAGCUGUGCUGAGGUUGCUUUGGCUGGAUGAAGAUGCCAUUCCCAGCCCUGUCUCCCCAUGUCCCAUGUCCCCUGGGUCCGGCCAAGGUGAAGGGGGCGUGACAUCAGAGGGGGCCCCAGGGAGCUCCAGCCUGUCCCCCAACCCGUGUGUGACGCGGCCCCAAAACACCAGCCCAGAUGCAGGUUUUGCCACAGAGGGCGUCUUGAGGAUCCGUCUGGUGGAGGCCGAGAGCCUCGUGGCCAAGGACAGCUUCAUGGGCAGGAAGGGGAAGAGCGACCCCUACGUCAAGGUCCGCGUGGGCGGCGUGACCUACAAGAGUCAUGUGAUCAAAGAGAACCUCAGCCCCACGUGGAACGAGAUGUAUGAGGUGAUCCUGACCCAGCUCCCGGGACAAGAGGUGCAAUUUGAGUUGUUCGAUAAGGACUUUGACCAGGAUGACUUCCUUGGCAGAUUCAAGAUUAAUCUCAGAGACCUUAUCAACUCACAGUAUACUGAUCAGUGGUACACUCUGAAUGAUGUCAAGACGGGCCGAGUUCACCUGGUAAUGGAGUGGUUGCCCAGAGUAACAGAUCCGACGAGGCUUGACCAGAUCCUGCAGCUUCAGUCCCAGCAGGUGUAUCAGAAUAAGACAAUCCCCUCUGCAGCUCUGCUCUUUGUCUACGUGGAGAGGGCCCAUGGCCUGCCGCUGAAGAAGAGUGGUAACGAGCCCAAGGUCGGGGCAGAGAUCUCACUGGAGGGCGUCUCCAACCGGACUAAGAUUUGCGAUCGUUCUACCUCUCCACAGUGGGAUGAAGCCUUUCAGUUCCUGGUUCGUGACCCUAGAAAGGACAUCCUCACAGUGAAGCUUUCUCACAGCUGGGGUCAGGCUCUGGGCGCCCUGCUGCUGCCCCUGAGGGAAGUGCUGGCCGAGCCGGACCUGGUGCUGGACCGCUGGCUGCCUCUAGAUGGCGCUCUCCCAGAGAGUGAGAUCUUACUGAGGGCCGAAGUCAAGUUAUUGGACUCAAAGCUGGUGGAGUGCCUCAAGUCGAAUGGAGAUGAGGUGACAGACUGUGACGAGGCAGUGGAAGAUCACCUCAUUCCCAGUAGAGAUUCAGACAUGGCAGCUAAUCUUAGGCAUAGAGCUGUGCCCAGCAAUGAAGAAGAUAGUGUGGGUGGAGCUGGAGGCCAGGGACAGGUGAAGCUCUCUAUUGUCUACUCUUCUGAAGAGAGCCGAUUGGCCAUCACGGUCCACGCCUGCAGAAACCUGCCUGCCAGCGCCAAAGACGGGUCUGACCCUUACGUCUCCCUCAUCCUUCUCCCAGACAAAAGCAGGAACACCAAGCGCAAGACAAGUGUCAAGAAGAAAGAGCUCAACCCAGAGUUCAAAGAGAGGUUUGACUUUGACCUUUCACUGGAGGAGGCCACACAGAGAAGACUGGACCUGUCGGUCAAACACAGUGUUUCCUUCAUGAGUCGUGAGAAGGAGCUCAUCGGAAAAUUGCAGCUUGAUCUGGACCAAGUUGACCUCAACUCAGGGGUCACUCAGUGGUAUGACUUGACGGAGGAGGCCACCUGAUGGGUAUAGGAGAGGACUUGAUGCCUUUAACGUCUCUGCCCUCCUGCUUCACCUUCCGCCAAGCUUCUGCUGUGUGAUGCAAAUGUCACUUUUGUAGCUUUGAGAUUGUGUGUAGCAUUCAAAUAGUGUAAUCACUGAUCACAGGUAUCAUAUCAAAUCAAUACCUUCUGUUUGCUUGCACAAGAAUUUUGUUUACUAUCAAUCACGAGGAAACAACUAAAGGGGUAUUGCAUUGCAUUUGCACUAUGCAAAAUACCUUUAGAUUGAUUUACGACACAAUUUUUUUACAAUCAGUCAUCCUGGGGUGAAGCCUAAAGAUAAAUGGAUAGACUUAACCCUGUCAGUAUUUCCAUGUACAAUGUGACAACUACUUCAUUCAUAUGGUCAGGUGUUCCAGAUAGCGCACCCUGUCAUAAGUGCACAUUAACCAAAUACGUCGGUACAUUGUACAUCACGGUACAAGCAUAUUCAUAGAAUGUGUAAUUACAAUUCUCAUCAAUUCAAAACCAAAGAUAACUAUUUUUGUUUUAAAAUAAUGAUCACCACCACCAAACUCCGACAGACACAAUAUAUUCCUCAGCUUUUGUAGUUACACAGACCAUGAAUAUUUGUGUCCAAGAGAGCAGACCAUGCAGACAUGGCAUGUGGAUCGACAUUAUGCAAUGAAAGAUUCAACAUCAUGGCUUCUCCAGUAGCACACAGCAGUUUAGUAGUAGAUUAUAAUUAUUUUGAGUUGCUUUUUGUCGUUCCUUGGUACUGUUUGAAUGUUUACACUUUUAUGCCUUCUCCAUUGCAGGAAUGUGCAGUCUUAACUGAAAACUCUGUUUGAAUGUUUUUUUUUUUUAUUUUGAAAUGAAGGAACUUUGUUAUUACUUUAAGAUAUUUGCAUAGCAGCUGAGGCGUUGUCAUACAGUGUUAUAAAUGUCUCCGUCACCUCAGCAACCUUCAUAUCAGAAAGGUCUGAAUCACUGUGCUUUGUUCUGUUUCCCUGGCUAAGGGAGGCAGUAGUGUGCUAUGAUGUAUAUUAUGCUCUAGUUGUUCUAAAGGCAGCCUUCCAGUGCCAACUUGUAAGGGACUGAACACCAGCUUGAAAGAAACUGUGUUUUGCACGAAAAUGGGUGGGGAAAGAAAUGCUAUUUUUAGUCAGAAAGGGAAUGGGUGAUAUUGGAAUGACAGUGAUAGUAUGGUUUACUCUUUAUCAUGAAUCUUGCAGCUGAUUGAAUAAACCUUGUUUGCACUUUAAA
This is a messenger RNA of Alosa sapidissima (American shad), 4737 nucleotides long. RefSeq names its product extended synaptotagmin-like protein 1a (gene esyt1a). Gene Ontology annotation, molecular function: lipid binding. NCBI's taxonomy places the organism in Eukaryota, Metazoa, Chordata, Actinopteri, Clupeiformes, Clupeidae. Gene Ontology annotation, biological process: lipid transport. Bases 197 to 3493 code for a protein of 1098 amino acids. The record is from RefSeq and is a predicted model, not a curated record. The transcript has 31 exons.